GAACUUUCGAACUGAUUGGAACUUCUUCUUAUACUAUUUUGGAUACUUUGCAUUUUACCUAUUCAGUAUUGCUGGAUCAACUUUUGAUUUUCGAACUCGCAAGAAAUUACUUUUGUAUUGCUGAAUAGCACAUCAUUUUUACCUUUCAGGUUGAUCAAUCGGUCCGAUCGACUUUGUACAGAUUUACUUACGGGGAACAAUAUACAUACCCUACCCACUCGUUACAUCAGAGCCUUCAUAAACAUCACAUCGAGCCACGAUGUAUAUUCCACGCCUUUCCUCCGCCCUCAAUACCCCAUCCCUCACCAUCCGCGCAGAAUCUCCCCCUACUUCCAUCUCUAGCAAAGGAUUCUGGCAGGUGCAAUUUAACUUCUGGGGGACCAUCCUCGCAUUCGUCGUCGCCAUCGCCAUUAUCACUGGACUUUUAACAUGGUGUUUAGUAUGUCGCGGCAAGCGGAUACAGAAAAGACUCGCCAAGGCCAAAGAAAAGGAACGUGAAGAGGAAGAGAGGGCCAAGAAUGAAAUGAUGGGAAAGGUUUUGGGAGGCGGCGCAAAUGGGGUUGCGAGAAGCGGAAGUAAACUGGGCGUGGGAAGAAAUGGGACGGUGAGGAAGAGUGAGAUUAGCAGGCCGUUCCCGGCGAGGACAGAGAGUUCGGGGAGCGUGGAUUCAAUGGAUGAGAAGAGGGAGUUAGAGAUGGAGUAUGAGAGGCAGAAUCAGAGGGAUAAUCACUGGUCUGAGAAACAGGAAUGGAAAGGGGAGACCGUGGGGACGGAGAGUCCAGUUCCGUCGUAUCAUUCGAGGAAUAGAGACGGGGAUGAUGAGAAGAGCGAGUGGAGGGCGGAAAGUCUGAGAGGGGGUGAUGCCAUUGGAAGUGGAAAUGCAAAUUCGACAAAUCUGCAUGGAAACGGAAAUGGAGAAAAUGAAUGGCAUAGAAUUGAGGUUAACGGAACGGUGUAUAUGGGCAGAGAAAGAGGUGAUUCGGCGUAUCUGGAAGAUAAGGAGAUCAAAUUUGUGUAGGAUUGAGUGCGUUAUUCAUUGCAGGGUACUUGGAGUCAGAUUGGACAAUUCACUGGAUGAUUCAUACAUACUGACGAGGUGUCAUGUGCACUGAAUUGAGCUAUCCCUCAUUUCUGUAUGGAAUUUUGAAGUCUCGAUGGAGAGUUUGAUAGUCUGGUGCGGAAGGAAAGGAAGGAAAUGGGAAUGGGAAUGGGAACGCAGGAAAUGAUACCAUAGGAAUACGUUUGGAAUUUGAUAGCGGAAAUAGAAUAGCUAGCUAGCUUGAUAGUUAAGCCAGAGUGAUGGUGCGAUGCACACAUCCUUACUUACAACUACACAUCUACACAUACAUACACAUAUUAAUUUCUAAUCAUACAACA
Molecule: messenger RNA, 1377 nt
Organism: Botrytis cinerea B05.10
Lineage: Eukaryota; Fungi; Ascomycota; Leotiomycetes; Helotiales; Sclerotiniaceae
Exons: 1
Coding region: 260-1018 (252 amino acids)
Source: RefSeq, a predicted model, not a curated record